Molecule: messenger RNA, 1425 nt
Organism: Penicillium alfredii
Lineage: Eukaryota; Fungi; Ascomycota; Eurotiomycetes; Eurotiales; Aspergillaceae
Exons: 1
Coding region: 1-1425 (474 amino acids)
Source: RefSeq, a predicted model, not a curated record
AUGUUUACAUCCGUGAUUUUCGAAUUCAGUUUCGCCAAUGGGAAAACCCAGGCAGAGCAAGAUCAAAUCCGCCCUGUGCCAAAUUCAUCGCUCUACAAAAUUGCACAUUCUGGUACCUGGUUUAACCACCAGAAGGGCCUUCUUAACCAGGAUGAGUGCCACCAAGCUUUAGCAAAAAAGCUGGGCCUCACCCUCUCGGAACUACUCUACGCUAUUAAAGCCAUGCCACAACCGUCCCUUCCAAUCGGUGCGAUUACCCUGCAGGACAAAUUCCCAGAUAUGAGAUUCUUUGCCGUUGGUAAUGCCUCCGGGGAUCAACUGGAUGCAUUACAGGCACAUCCACGUCGAGACAAGAAACCUACGCUUCCUAUAAUCACUUCCUGUCAGCUCGGCGAACGUCUGCCACAUGCAGGGUUCAUUAGGAAACUGGUUAUAGCUGGUCAGCUAAAACCAUCUGAUACUCUCUACGUUACUCAAAAUCUGGAACAUGCAGCAGCAGCACAACUUGGCGGCUUUCAAACUAUGGUGUAUAAGAGCGAGGUUCAGUGUGCGACUGGAGUUCGAAAGCUUUGUUCAAACCCAAUACAAAGCGGCCUGUCGUUUCUGAAGCAUCAUGCGAAAUGUUUGGAUUUACAGACAAGUGAGGGUGAAGGACUGAAAGAUGCCUGUUGCCAACUCCAUAUCAUGGAAGCUCUUGGUGAUGAAAGCCUGGUCUACCUACCUGGUAGCUCACCACCGUUCACUUGGCUUUACGAUGAUUCAGUUCGCAAAGUGCCGGUUUACUCCAAACCGCCAUGCGUGGACCACAACUCCAUCGCGUUGUCCGUCCUCAAGGAUGUCACUAUGGACCAGCGACAUGAUAUUAUGGACCAGAUGCUGCAGCUGCGGGACUCAGAGGGAAUCAUGCAAGUAUAUUUCUCAGAUGAGUUGAUACGACUGGACUUCGCCAUUGCUAUUAACGCUCUAGCGCUCUUUCAUGAAUUUGGAAGGGGUGAGCAGCUUCGAGAAACAGAAGAAUGGGUCUUCAAUAUGCUGAAAACUCGUGCCCACAAAUAUUCUUCUCACUACUACACCACCCCUGAUCUUAUAUUGUUCUUCGUGUCCCGAAUGCUCCAGAAGGCACAGAGCCUACGACCUAGGUUUCUGGGUCUUCUUCGCGAGUGCAUCCUGGAAAGGAAAGAAGCAGUUGUUGAUUCAAUGUCCCUUGCUGCUCGUCUGAUUGCUGCUGCCAGGUGUGGCAUUCGGGAUGAUUCGGCAGUUAACUUGCUUGUCAUGAGUCAGCAAACUGACGGCAGUUGGCCCCCCGGAGCUAUAUACAAGUCUCCACAGUCCGGUCAACUCUGCUAUCACCACGGCUUGACGACAGCAUGGGCCAUCCAGGCUAUUAGAGAUCAGACAGCACUGGCUCUAAAUGAAGUUUGUUGA